UCGGGCCCGUCAGUGUCUCUCGCGGCCUCGCACAGAGAGCAUCUCUUAGCUCGAGACGAGACUUACUCGUUUGUUCUUUCCUCUUGCGUUCCAUCGUCGUUUCCCCACUACUACUUUCCUGUGUGUUUAUAACCUUACCUUGUCCUCUCUCUCUCUCUCUCUCUCUCUCUCUCUCUCUCUCUCUCUCUUUCUCUCUUUUCUCUUUCUCUUUCUUUCUUUUUUCUCUUUUUCUCUUUCUUUCUUUUUUAUUGCGUGCGUGCACGUACUUUCUCAGCGAGGACGCUCAGGAACGGGUGAGAAAAGUCGUCUCGUCCUUGAAGAAAGCGGAGAACCAACGUCUAGAUGAGAUGACCAUCACGAAAAGAGUGGACAUGGCCGACCGUCUUUGGUAUUUCCUUCUCGCCUGGAUAUUUAUCGUCGCUGUUACUCGCGCCAACGUUCAAAGCAAAGUAAGAUGUUCCGAACGUUCAAUGGAAGUUGACAUUGUCAGAAGUAGUCCUCAGGCAAGGAUAUAUCUCCAACAACUUAAGGACUAUCCAGAUGCAACCUGCAAGCCGCAACUCAGCGAUGGAGUCGCAACGUUCAGAUUAUCAUUAUUAGAACAAGACAUGCUACGAUGCGGCAUCACGAGGGUCGUUAAUAAAGUUACGGGUCAGAAGGUGUACUAUCAUCGGAUAAUAGUGGAGGAGCCGGCGGAUUCCAGCAAGCACACCUUCACGGUAAAAUGUGUUAUCACCGAAGUAGUCGUGCAACCUGGAGACGCUAUCGCAGCCAAUCACACGACGGUACGACGGAGCGUCCUUCCGGAAGGAUUUCAAGAGCAGGACAUCAUCGAAGUUCGAGGUGAAAUAUCAGUCUCGGCACCCGUUCCUAUUCUGGGCGUGGGUGUGAAACAAGGUGGGACUUUGGUUACCGGUGAACUCAAUGUCAGUCCUGGUACCCCUUUGCAGAUGGAGAUAUUUCUGGACAAUGAGUCAGCACCGAUCUAUGGACUGUUAGUAACUUAUAUGCAAGUUACCGACACGAAGACUCAAGAGGAGACGAUAAUCAUUAACGGAUGUUCGGUGGAUCCAUAUCUCUUCGAGAACUUCUACACCGUGAAUGGUGAUUUUCUUACCGCAAAGUUCCGUGCUUUCAAGUUCCCUGAGAGUACCUACGUUCAGUUCCGUGGUACUGUUAAUGUCUGUCUAGACAAAUGUCUAGGGAUCGAAUGUAGUAACGGACAAAUAGGCUUCGGUAGGAAGAAAAGAGCAAUAGCAUCGUCGAACACGGAUAAGAAUAAAUUGUUCGAGGUGACCAUGUCUACUCUCAUCAAGGUCGACUUCGAGGACGACGUAAUGAUAGAUCAAGUUCUAUCGGAGUUCAUACGAAAGGGUAAAAACAGAACCGAGGAGAGAGCAGUGAUCGCUGAAGAAGAACAGUCAUCUCCGACGACGGUCGGAACGGAGGAGAGACCAGUCAUAGCAGAAGAGGUCAGAGAACAGUUCAAAUAUAAGCUCACCGAGAUAGAGACUAAUGCUGCUGUUUCGUCUACCAUCGCGACGACCUUUGAACUCUUCGUCUUCUUCCUCGCUCCUCUCUACGCUAUCCUGUAGAACGGAAAGAAAGUAUUACAUUAAUUGUAAAUAGGACGAAACUCGGGAUACCUAAGUUUUCAAGUGAAAUUUAAUCUUAAGGUGGAACUUACUCUUUUUUUUUUCCUUUUUAAUUUUUUUUCUUUUUUUUUUUUUUUUUACGAAAUACAUACGAUAGACACGAAAGGGUUUAUAAUUAUUAAGGGUUUAAGCGUUUUGAAGAGGACAAGUCAUAUGUGACGCCUAAUAAUUUUUUCGUUUCAACUAUUUUCUUUUUCUUUUUUUUUUUUUCUUAUUUUCUCAGUAAACACGAAUUAUACUAUACAGUAUCGUAUAAAAGAGUGUAUUUGAAUUAUAAUAGGCGUUCAAGGUGAUGACAUAACGCUCUUCAGCGAUACUAGACGAUUUUGUGUGAUAAUGAAAAAUAAAUAUCGUUUAAAUGACAGUGAUAAAGGGAUGUUGGAAUCGCGUUAAGGGAAGAAUUUUCAUUUAAGUACAUAUAUAUAUAUAUAUAGAUAUAUAUGUGUGUGUGUAUAUAUAUGUACUUAUAUAAUAAAAACUCACGAUAUUUCUCCGUUCUGCGACUGCCGAAUUUUCUUCUAUCAUUUCCUUUUCUUUUUUUUUUCUUUUUUGUUAAACAAUCCUUACAUUUAAAUGUACCUACUCUAUCUACGAUCAAUCGUUCCAAGAAAAUUGGCCUUUGCGAGCGGAGAAAACUGAAAAACCUAGUCGUGCGACGGGGUAUAAUAUUUUAACGUGACUUAAUUAUUAUACGAUAUUAAUUAUGGCUAACUAUUAUUGGUAUAAUUAUAGCUUAACUGUAACAUAAGUCAAAAUAAAGCGAAGGCUGAUACGACGAUUUAAAUACUA
This is a messenger RNA of Vespula vulgaris, 2444 nucleotides long. RefSeq lists its product as uncharacterized. The record is from RefSeq and is a predicted model, not a curated record. The transcript has 9 exons. NCBI's taxonomy places the organism in Eukaryota, Metazoa, Arthropoda, Insecta, Hymenoptera, Vespidae. Bases 348 to 1595 code for a protein of 415 amino acids.